AUGGAGAACAGAUCAGAAGUGAAUGAGUUCAUCCUUAUAGGAUUAACAGAUGCCCCAGAGCUUCAGGUCCCCCUCUUCAUAAUGUUCACUGUCAUUUACCUCAUCACCGUGGUGGGGAAUCUGGGAAUGGUAGUCCUGAUCUUCUGUGACUCUAACCUCCAUACACCUAUGUACUUUUUCCUCAGUAAUCUCUCUCUCGUGGAUUUUGGCUAUUCCACAGCUAUUACUCCUAAGGUGAUGGCAGGCUUCCUCAUGGGGGACAAGGUCAUCUCUUACAAUGCGUGCGCCACUCAGUUUUUCUUCUUUGUGGCCUUUUCCACUGUUGAAAGUUAUCUCUUGGCUGCAAUGGCCUAUGAUCGCCAUGCGGCUGUGUGUAAGCCCCUCCAUUAUACCACCACCAUGACGUCCAAAGUGUGUGUGGGUCUAGCCAUUGGUUCCUACGUCUGUGGUUUUCUGAAUUCUUCCAUUCACACCAGAGACACCUUCAGUUUUGAUUUCUGUAAUUCUAAUGUGAUUCAUCACUUUUUCUGUGAUUUUCCAGCACUUGUGGCUCUCUCCUGUUCCAACACACACACCAGUGAACUGGUUGUCUUCUUUGUCGUGGGAUUCAAUGUCAUUUUUUCCAUUUUAGUCAUCUUGCUCUCUUACUUUUUCAUCUUUAUUGCCAUCCUGAGAAUGCAUUCAGCUGAGGGUCGACAGAAAGCCUUCUCCACCUGUACUUCCCACCUUACAGCAGUGUUCAUAUUCUAUGGGCCAGGAAUGUUCAUGUAUUUACAACCCAGUGCUAGUCAUUCCAUGGAUACUGACAAAAUAGCAUCUGUCUUCUAUACCAUGGUCAUUCCCAUGUUGAACCCUUUGGUCUAUAGCCUGAGGAAUAAGGAGGUAAAAAAAUCUUUCUUUAAAAUUUCUGAAAGGGUGAAGUCUUCAUUAGGUUUAUCCCUUUAA
This is a messenger RNA of Gracilinanus agilis (Agile Gracile Mouse Opossum), 945 nucleotides long. RefSeq names its product olfactory receptor 5B12-like. Bases 1 to 945 code for a protein of 314 amino acids. Lineage: Eukaryota; Metazoa; Chordata; Mammalia; Didelphimorphia; Didelphidae. Gene Ontology annotation, cellular component: membrane. Gene Ontology annotation, molecular function: odorant binding; G protein-coupled receptor activity; olfactory receptor activity. Gene Ontology annotation, biological process: G protein-coupled receptor signaling pathway; sensory perception of smell. The record is from RefSeq and is a predicted model, not a curated record. The transcript has a single exon.